GAAUAAAAAUGGUGGUCCGUAAGUUUGUAAAUUGAAAAGGGUAUUAUUUUAAUAAUAAAGAAAUAAUUAUUUGUUGUGAUGGUUAUUUGAAGAAGAAAAUGUCUACUCCAGUGUCGAAUCGUAAAUAUGGAGCACAAAAGAUUCGACUCACUAUUCUGUGCGCAAGGAAUUUAGUUCGCAGAGAUUUAUUUCGAUUACCAGAUCCAUUUGCAAAAAUUACAGUCGAUGGUAGUGGUCAAGUUUACUCAACAAAUGCAGUGAAAGCUACAUUAGAUCCAAAAUGGAAUACACAUUAUGACCUUUAUCUUACUAAAGGUGACGGAAUCACAAUCAGUGUGUGGAAUCAACGUAAAGUUCACAAACGACAGGGUUCUGGUUUUCUAGGUUGUGUUCGAAUUUUGCCAAGUACAGUGCACAAGUUAAAGGACACAGGAUAUCAAUGUCUGGAAUUAUGCGAAGACAAUUCAGGAGAAACAUGUGGUGUCCGAGGUCAAGUGAUUGUGUCUCUGCUAUCUCGUGAUGGAACGAGAGGAGAGCCUGCUUCUGCCGCUGGUGAAGGAUCACCACUAGCUGUGGUCGGUCCAGCUGGAGAAGUACGAGCACCGAGAGAUCCACCCGUUAAUAAUUCUAGCAGUUCAAAUUUACCUUUACCUCCACAUUGGGAAGAGAGAUUUACGGCCAAUGGCAGGCCAUAUUAUGUUAACCAUGCACUGCGACGUACUCAAUGGGAUCGUCCAUCUGAACAGAUCCCCGCUUCUCCCCCACCAACAACGCCUCCAUCCUCUCCAUCACCAGGACCCACCAGUCCUGUCACUCCCACCACACCAAUGUCACCUGCGUCUCCGUCUUCACCUGUAUCAGAAAGUGAUGUUAGUCAUUCGGCUUCCAUAUCUUUAAGACCAGAACCACAACCUCAAACGGCAGUUCGAUGUCGCCAGCCUUCAACACCAGCAACACAAGCCCCUGUUACACCGAUAGCAGCAACUGACCUACCCCCUGGAUAUGAGAUGAGAACGACGGCGCAGGGGCAGGUGUACUUCUACAACAGCGUGACGGGCGCGUCCACGUGGCACGACCCGCGCGUGCCCGCGCACCUGCGCCACGCCGCGCCCGCCGCCGGCCCGCUGCCGCCCGGCUGGGAGCUGCGCCACGCGCCCUCCGGCCGCGUCUACUUCGUCGACCACAACAACCGCACCACGCAGUUCACCGACCCGCGCCUCGCGCUCUCCGCGCGCCUCGUGAGUACCCACACGUCGACGUGGCUCGACCCACCUCCGUACCUCUCUAUUAGCCCGCCGCCGGAGCCCGCGGCCGCCGCGCCCGCCGCGCCCGCGCCCGCCGAGCCCGCGCCCGCCGAGCCCGCGGACGCGGACGCGCUGCCGCGCUACAAGCGCGACCUGGCGGCCAAGGCGCGGGUGCUGCGCGCCGAGCUGCAGGCGCUGCAACCGCAAACCGGCCACUGUCGAAUCGAGGUAUCACGUAACGAAGUACUCGAAGAAUCGUACCGACUCGUGAUGAAGUUACGAGGCAAGGAGUUGCGCAAACGAUUGCUCGUCAAGUUCCGCGGCGAGGAGGGCCUGGACUACGGCGGCGUGGCGCGCGAGUGGCUACACCUGCUGGGUGGCGAGCUGUUCAACCCGCACUACGGCCUGUUCCAGUACGCGAACGCCGGCGACGAUAGAUAUGCGCUACAAAUUAAUGCGGAUUCAGGUGUAAACCCCGAACAUUUGUCGUACUUCCACUUUGCUGGUCGUAUACUGGGUGUCGCGCUGUUCCACGGCCAUCAAUUAGACGCAGCGUUCACUGCGCCUUUCUACAAACAGUUGCUUGGUAGACCUAUCACUCUGAGAGAUAUACGAGAUGUUGAUCCUGAACUGCAUCGAUCUUUAUCGUGGAUGCUAGAAAACAGCAUAGCGGGUGUCAUCGAUACGACAUUUUCGGUUGAAUGUUCGUCGUUUGGAGCGGUGCGGAGUGUGGAGUUGAGGCCAGGCGGCGCGAACGAGCCCGUCACGGACACGAACAAACGCGACUACGUGCGACUGUACGUCGCGCACAGGUUCACUCGAGGCGCCGAGCGACAGUGGCUCGCCCUACAACGAGGCCUCGCUGACAUCAUUCCGCCGCAGCUCCUUCGGCCCCUGUCGCCGCGAGACCUGCAACCCUUGCUGGCGGGGAGGGCCGACCUCGACCCGGCCGACUGGCGCCGGCACACGCGCCUAAAACACGUUAACCCAGACGCUCCUAUAGUCGGCUGGUUCUGGGAGAUAGUCGAGGAGUUCGACGCCGAAAUGCGAGCUAGACUGUUGCAAUUCGUAACGGGCUCUAGGCGCGUCCCUCUUGCUGGUUUUCGUGCUUUGCAAGGUUCGACGGGGGCAGCUGCUCCUAGACUGUUUACUCUACACUUGGUAGCGGAUGCCUCACCGGACUCACUGCCCAAAGCACAUACCUGUUUUAACCGUCUCGAUCUUCCACCGUAUCCAAAUAAAGAAAAGUUACACGACAAGCUUACACAAGCGGUCUUAGAAACGGCUGGAUUUGCCGUUGAAUGAUAUUAUAUGAUAUUAUACAAUUAUAUGGCUCUGAUCUUGUGUUCUAUAUUCGUAAAUAUAUCAUGAUUUAUUAUUACAGUUGUGAUGAUGGAAAAGGAUGAGACACAGAAACGAAAAAGCUUAAGUAAUUUAUGAGACUGAAGUAACAGGAUUGAUUGUUCUGACAUGACAAAAUUUUUUGAAAUGAUUUUUUUUUUAAUGGGGACAAAAAGUCUGACGAAAAUAAGUAUAUUGUAUACAAGAGUUUACACUAAAGAAAUCAAUUAUAGCUUUGUUAAAAAAAAAUAUAUUACCCAUAGUAUAAUAUACACCUUACAGUUAAGAAUUACUUCCAUUAUUUUUAACUUAUAAAUAUUUUCAACCUUAUUUAUUUACUGGUUGAGUUUAAUAAAAAAAAAUGUACUCUUUAUGUGACAAAAAUAUCACAAUUGUUUUGCACUUGCAGAAUGUUUAAAGCAUUUAUGAUAUUUGCUAACAAAAAUAAUAUUUAAUGCUCAAAUAAAAGUAUACUUUAAAAAUCUUACAAUUAGUUAUAAGAUGCAAUUGAGAGUGAAACAGAUCGAACGUAAUUCUAAAUUCAUUUAUUAUAUAACACAACUGGAGGAGAAAGUCUUAAUAAAUUGAUUUACGUCAUUUUUAGUUAAACAAUUGUUAUUAUGGCCUACUUAUCUCAAACAAAAAAAAAAUACUAAUGUAGUCUAUAACAUUUUCUUUAAACUAUGGUCUUUGAAAAUAGUAUUAGAACUAUGUUGUCGUUUAUCAAUGGUUGUUGGAGUACAAAGCACAAAUGAUGUGUUCUGUUAUAACGUAUUAAAUUAAUUUUAAUACUAAAUUAUUUGGAUUUGAGGCAAUUGAUAGUGAGGUGCCUUAUGAUUUGAAAACAGGAAUUAUAAAUAUUAUAUGUAUAUACUUUUACAAUUAACAAAUGAAUUAUUCAGUUAAUUAUUUAAUUUACUUAACAUUUAUUCAACAAUUUUACAUAAGUGUAGUCAUAAAUGUAUCAUUGUAAAAUAAUUAUAUUAGACGAGGUGAUGCGAGUUGAUAUUCAAUAUUUAAAACAAGAAUGAGUGCCUUUAUCUAUUAUAACUACAUAGACGUAGCUUUAGAAAUGUAUAACUGUUAGAUAUGUAAAAUGAUUUAAUGGUAACAAACUUUCAUCAAAAUAAACUAUGAUAUUUUUGCACAUAUUAA
This is a messenger RNA of Melitaea cinxia (Glanville fritillary), 3740 nucleotides long. It is a transcript of the gene Smurf, whose product is annotated as E3 ubiquitin-protein ligase SMURF2. Gene Ontology annotation, molecular function: ubiquitin protein ligase activity; protein binding. The transcript has 14 exons. Bases 99 to 2549 code for a protein of 816 amino acids. Gene Ontology annotation, biological process: negative regulation of BMP signaling pathway; ubiquitin-dependent protein catabolic process. NCBI's taxonomy places the organism in Eukaryota, Metazoa, Arthropoda, Insecta, Lepidoptera, Nymphalidae. The record is from RefSeq and is a predicted model, not a curated record.